Molecule: messenger RNA, 1116 nt
Organism: Sordaria macrospora k-hell
Lineage: Eukaryota; Fungi; Ascomycota; Sordariomycetes; Sordariales; Sordariaceae
Source: RefSeq, a predicted model, not a curated record
AUGAACAACGAUGCUUCAUCAACGCGCCCUUCUGCUCCUCAGCCAAAGCCAGCCCAGUCCUUCAAGGAGCGUCUCUUUGCUCGCCCGAAGAAAAAGAAGGAGCCGACUCCCGAGCCUGCAAAGAUCGAGCUUCAUUCCCGGCCGCAAACCACCAUUGCCCCCUUCUUCAAGAAGAUCCAAGCGGCCUUUGGAGAAGAAACCCAGCCUUCGAAACAGCAGCGAAGACAAAAACAACAACAGCAACAAGAGGAACAAGACGCUGCCCAUGUUCCUACCCUUCCUCUCAAACGCCAGCCUACCUCUACUGUUCAAGCCCGCAAGAGAAAACGAGACUCUCCUGCUGCUAAAGUCCAAGAGGAAACCCUCUCCGCCGAAACAGAAGAGAUGCUCAACGAACUCAAAGCCCACUACCUAACAGCCGCUACAAACCUGCACACACACGCCCUCACCUCCCUCGACCAAGCACAUACCCUCCUCAUCCAAAAGUUCGACGACGACAUCGUCGCCUCCGACGAGGAGUUCCUCCAACACGCCGAGAAGCGUGCCCGUAAGCUCUCGCUGCCGCUAUCCAAUUUCGCUAUCCGCUCCGACCAGCGCGGAAGCGAUGGCGUGAUGAAAAUCGAGAAGCAUGCAGUUGGAGACUUGGUGAAGGGGGUUGAGAAGAAGCUGGCGGAAGCGGAGAGGGAGAUGGAGGGGCUGUGGAGGGAGUGGGUGGAGAGUGAAGAGGGGUUUGAGAGGGUUUGGGAGGAGGUUUGGGGAGAGGUUGAGGGGAUGGGGAUGGAGAAGGGGAAGAAAGGGAAGAACGUAGAGGGAGGUGAUAAGGGAAAGGGGAAGGUAGCUGGGAGAGAGUUUGAGGGUGUUAUGACAGGGGAGAAUGGGGAGGGUGAAGAUCUGCUUGGGCCAAAUGGAAACGAAGCGAAGUCUGAGAAGCUCGAUGAACAGGAUGUGUUGGCCAAGUAUGAGAAGGCUAUUCAGGAGGAGAUCGAGAAGGCGGAGGAAGAAGUGACGGAGUUGACGAACUUGACUUAUCAGAUGAUGAAGGAUCUUGAGAAGGACUACCGGAAGGCAAUCAUCCCGGACUUGCACCUGUUCUACACCUCGAUCGAGGAUGUGUGA